GUUCAUUGUGUUAAUCGAGGUUACGCUGUAAAAAAACGUUUUUUGAACAGCAACUGCAAAAAGGCGGACAAUUUUUGUGUUUUGAAAAUUCACACAUUCGAUUUCAUCAUCGAACUUCAAAAAAAAAAUGCUUCGAAGUAAAGUUCCAUCGAUUGUUGCCAAACGAAAAUCUUUAGGCCAAACGGAUAAUAAUGAAAAUCAAUUGAUUACAAACGGUGUUAGUCAUCUUAAUUCAGAGGAUGAUAAUGUAAGACAUAAUCCAAAACGUUCAUGUAAAACUCGUCGUGUAGCAUUGAUAUCUGUAAAAAAUUCAUUUACAUUUCGGCCAAAUCUAAAACUUGUUGAUGAUAUUCUUCGAGAACGUGAAUCACAUAAUGAUCUCAUUCAAAAAAUUUUGAAUCGUCCAUUUAAAAUUCCAAUUGAUAAUUAUUCAGGAUCAUCAUAUCGAUCAUUAGGAGUUAAAUUAACAGGACCAAGACGGCCAUUAUUUGAUCCAGAUGCACCGAAUGCACUGAUAUUGUAUGAACCACCGCCAAUAAAUGCACAGGAGAAAUUGACAAACAAAGAUUAUAAAGUUCAUGUGGUUGUUGAUCCUGUUUUAUGUAAUGUUCUUCGACCUCAUCAGCGUGAAGGCGUCAAAUUCAUGUGGGAUUGUGUGACCGGUUUAAAAAUCACCGAUCAAUUUGGUUGUAUUAUGGCCGAUGAAAUGGGUCUUGGUAAAACAUUGCAAUGUAUAACGUUAUGUUGGACACUUUUACGACAAGGACCAGAUGCACGAGCUACUAUCGAUAAAGCUGUAAUUGUUGCGCCUAGUAGUUUAGUAAAAAAUUGGUACAAUGAAAUCAAUAAAUGGCUUGGCUGUCGUAUCAAUGCAUUGGCUAUUGAUGGUGGUUCGAAAGAAGAAAUUGAUCGAAAACUUUCAUCAUUCAUUCAAACAACAUCAGGUCGUCGUUGUUGUCAACCUAUUCUGAUCAUAUCAUAUGAAACAUUUCGUCUACAUACUAAUAUUCUACAUACAGGUGAUAUUGGUCUUGUAAUAUGUGAUGAAGGCCAUCGACUUAAAAAUCAAGAAAAUCAAACCUAUUUAGCAUUGAAUCAGAUUCGUGCUAAACGUCGUGUUCUAUUGUCCGGAACACCGAUUCAAAAUGAUCUUUUAGAAUAUUUUAGUCUCGUACAAUUUGUAUGUCCUGGAUUAUUGGGAACUUCGGCCGAUUUUCGUCGUCAUUAUGAAAAUCCGAUUUUAAAAGGACGUGAUGCCGAUGCAACCGAUGAUGAUAGACGUCGUGGACAAGAACGAUUAAACGAAUUAAUCGGUUUAGUCAAUAAAAUUAUGAUACGAAGAACAUCAAAUAUUUUGUCCAAAUAUUUACCGGUUAAAAUUGAACAAAUUGUUUGCUGUGGACUUACUGAAUUACAACUACGAAUAUAUCAAGAAUUUCUUAAUUCAAAAGAACUUGCUAAAGUUAUACGCGACAAUCCGGAUCAUCAUUCUACAGGCAGCCGUGGUGGUGGAAAUGCAUCACUAGUUGCAAUAACAUUCCUGAAAAAAUUAUGUAAUAGUCCGCAAUUAGCUUACGAUAUGAUCAUUGAAAAUCAGAAAAAGAAACAAGAAGGAAAAAAUGCUUCCGAUCUGGAUUUCUUAUUGAAACAUUUUCCUGAUGAUUUUCGUUCAUUUAAUAGUCGUCAAGUGGAGCCAACAUUAUCGGGAAAAUUAAAAGUAUUAGAUAUGUUAUUGGCAUAUAUUCGAAGUGAAACCACUGAUAAAGUUGUUUUAGUAUCCAAUUAUACACAAACAUUGGAUUUAUUUGAAAAAUUAUGUCGUUCAAGAAAUUAUCGCUAUGUACGUUUAGAUGGUACUAUGUCGAUAAAGAAACGUGGAAAAAUUGUUGAAACAUUUAAUGAUCCGAAUAGUAUGGAUUUUAUAUUUAUGUUAAGUAGUAAAGCAGGUGGUUGUGGUCUAAAUCUUAUCGGUGCAAAUCGUUUGGUUAUGUAUGAUCCGGAUUGGAAUCCGGCUAAUGAUGGUCAAGCAAUGGCUCGAGUAUGGCGUGAUGGACAACGUAAACAAUGUUAUAUUUAUCGUUUACUAACUACCGGUACAAUUGAAGAGAAAAUUUUCCAACGUCAAACACAUAAACGUGCAUUGAGUACAUGUGUUAUCGAUAAUAUGGAAGAAGAAGAAGUGGAAAGACAUUUUUCUCUUUCGGAAUUAAAAGAAUUAUUUCGAUUAGAAUUGAAUACCAAAAGUGAUACACAUGAUAAAUUGAAUUGUAAAAUGUGUAAAACAAUUGGUCAAGAACCACCACCAGAUUCUAAUUGUAAUGAUGCCUUAACCGUUUGGUAUCAUUGUUCAGAUAAACGAAAUCUAGUUGAUCAAAUAUUGAAACGUGUAUGGGAUCAAGGUAUUACAUAUUGUAUGCAUCAAAAAUCUCAUGUACAAAAAGAUAUUCCUUGAAUUACCGAUAAUUAA
Dermatophagoides pteronyssinus (European house dust mite) is the source of this 2467-nucleotide messenger RNA. RefSeq names its product DNA repair and recombination protein RAD54-like. Gene Ontology annotation, cellular component: nucleus. NCBI's taxonomy places the organism in Eukaryota, Metazoa, Arthropoda, Arachnida, Sarcoptiformes, Pyroglyphidae. Gene Ontology annotation, biological process: reciprocal meiotic recombination; double-strand break repair via synthesis-dependent strand annealing. Gene Ontology annotation, molecular function: DNA translocase activity; ATP binding. The record is from RefSeq and is a predicted model, not a curated record.